UAGAAGUAUCAAACUCCACAAACUACUUACAGGAGACUUAGCGGGCUAACUAACUGUGAUAGAAAAGUACUUUAUUUUUCAUAAUUUUAACUUCCUCUAUGUUUUGUAUUAAUAAAGUACAACAAAUGUGUCUAGUCUAAUUGGUUACAAUUCUUGUCUUUGGUGGAAGGGACCAUGGUUCAAAUCCUAGCAUUGAUAUCUUUUUAUAUGAAAUAAAAAAAUGAUUGUGUAGAUGAAAAUACCCUUCCUAUUUUCACUCUCGUUGCAGGAAAUUUGAAAUGGAACAAAUCAAACUCUUUAAAAUGUAUUAUAAGUUAUCUAGACAACAAAAUACUUUGGAUUUUUUUUUUUAAAUAUACACAUUGUGAAUAAUGCUCGACAAUCUCAUUGAAUAUAGCCCACUAGAAAUCAUUCAAUUUCCGAAACUUGUUCUUGAUUCAUUCCGGAGUUGGAAAAACUAUUUCAACACUUAUAGUUGCAACUGCUCAAAUCAUUACAGGUUUGAGGAGAAAAUAAACCGACCGAUGAAUAUGAUGGGAUUUGCUUUUGUCAUUGCCAUUAUCUAAGUCAAUUCAUCAAUUUCUUUUAGUCCAGGGAAUAACUCAUCGUUUUUUACAUGAUGAUAAUAACUGUCAAAAUGACGCAGAAAGAAAUGAGCCAAAAAGGUAACCAAACUCGUUAGGAUAAAAUCGAGUUAGGAUCCCGCAAAACUCUGAGCCUAUGUUUAGAGCAACAAUCAUCUGCAAGUAGUUUUGAUAACUGGUCCUCAAGUGGCAUGUGACUCUACUCGUAUGAGAAACUAGCAAGCGGCAACUUCAUAAUCCCCCUUUAAGUUUGACUUAAUGGAGGUUGAUAUUGGGAAUCAAGAGAAUACUACAUCGAGCAACUAGCAGUUCGACCAUAUGCAAGUUGUCAGUCACAAUAUGUCGAAAACCAAUAACAGCGCCUAGACAGUCAUUUGCGGUCGUCAUCACCAAGCAUAUAGGUUAUUGAUAAGAAUGCACAAAACAUCAAAACUGGACUUGAUGCAGCGGCGAGGUGAAGGAAGAGAUCAAAUUAGAGGCAUUAAGGGGAGGAUCGAAGUGGAGGGGAUGAAAAGAACGACUAGGAGAGCAUCAUUGGACUCGGGGGAGCGAAUUGAGCAAUGAAGAUUGAUGCAAGUAGUUGAUUAUUUUCGAAAACCAUUGUGUUGCUGGAUUUCCAUAUUCUCCAUAGCAAAGCAAACCACUUGGAAAAAUGUGCAUGGUUGUACACAUGACAUGUUACAUUAGUCUCUACCAUAAAGCGUUUAAUUAUUAUUGCGCGGUGAUCCAAUUUCCAUCUCUAUCAUUUGCCAUAAUCGAGUAGCUAAUGGACAAAUUAAAAAUAGAUUUUCCAAUGUCUCGUCCUCGUCGUGAAUAAUAUGGACUCUAUGGAAAACGAACUACUCCGGCCCACAUCGUUUCGCCUAAAUUUCUAAGGGGCCCUAGCCCAUUUUCUUUAUCGCCGAGCACUGCGAAAGCCCAGCAGCUGCGUUGUUUGUCCAACAAAAACCCUAGAAACGGGGCGUCUAUCUCUGCUUUAUAUUUAACGCUCCAAAACCCUAAUCGCUAACAUCGUUUCCGCCUGCAGCAGUCGAAGAUGUCGAAGCGAGGACGAGGAGGUUCCGCUGGGAACAAGUUCAGGAUGUCACUGGGUCUGCCAGUGGCGGCCACGGUCAAUUGCGCCGACAACACAGGUGCCAAGAACCUGUACAUCAUCUCCGUGAAGGGGAUCAAGGGUCGAUUGAACCGAUUGCCAUCUGCUUGCGUCGGUGAUAUGGUGAUGGCCACUGUGAAGAAGGGAAAGCCCGAUCUGAGGAAGAAGGUCAUGCCUGCCGUCAUUGUUAGGCAGCGCAAGCCAUGGCGCCGAAAGGAUGGUGUCUUCAUGUACUUCGAGGACAAUGCUGGGGUCAUUGUCAACCCGAAGGGAGAAAUGAAAGGAUCUGCUAUUACUGGUCCCAUUGGAAAGGAGUGUGCUGAUCUAUGGCCGAGAAUUGCAAGUGCUGCCAAUGCUAUAGUUUAACCUUGCCUGCUUUUGUUGUUUGUUGAUUUUGGAACCUAGUCUUUAUUUUAGAGUACCUGUAGGUGUGUUUGUGGAACUUGGAUUUUGUUUGAAGUCUGAUGAUCAGAAGUACAUUGAAGAAGUUGAAGCGUUUUUCAUGUUUACCGCGUUAGAUGUGCUUUCUUCCCGUGAUCUCUCAAUAAUUUGAUCUCUUCCUUUGAAUUUUGCUUUCUUCCCGUUCAUGGAUAUCGCAAUUUACCCCUUUCGUGAAUAAGCUCGACCAUUGAUC
Messenger RNA from Linum trigynum, 2311 nucleotides. The record is from the annotation of a GenBank genome assembly. NCBI's taxonomy places the organism in Eukaryota, Viridiplantae, Streptophyta, Magnoliopsida, Malpighiales, Linaceae.